Diaporthe amygdali is the source of this 1476-nucleotide messenger RNA. RefSeq lists its product as uncharacterized. The transcript has 4 exons. Gene Ontology annotation, molecular function: mRNA binding. NCBI's taxonomy places the organism in Eukaryota, Fungi, Ascomycota, Sordariomycetes, Diaporthales, Diaporthaceae. Gene Ontology annotation, cellular component: cytoplasm; nucleus. The record is from RefSeq and is a predicted model, not a curated record. The coding region runs from base 1 to 1476 and encodes 491 amino acids.
AUGACAGUUCCAGACUAUGAAAUACCGAGAGAUGUGGUUCCACCAGGCAACCAAACGGGCACUUACUACAUCCCAAUAUCAAAUCUCCCAUUCAACGUAUCAUGGCAGGAAGUCAAAGACCAUGUGAGACAGGUUUGCGCUGUAGACCACGUGGAAAUCUUCCCGAAGAGCACGUCUGGCUGGGUCAGAGUGAAGGGUUUUGAGCAUUUCAGAGCAGCGUUCGAGCUACUCAAUGGCAAAGAAUUCAAGGGCCGCGCCGUCAUAGCGGACGACAGGAAUGCGGACAGGCCCCUCAAAGUACGUGAUUUGACGGUCUCUGGCUCAAGCGGAUCGGCCAACCGCCCAGCUAGCAGCAGCCCGAAAUCAGCUGUCGAGCCCGCAUCUGAAAGUUCGCUGUUUGCAGGAGGCCCAGUGUCCUAUCCGAGCUCGAUUGGGAUCUCUUCUCCCACGUCUACAGCAAGCUCGGCGUACGGUCAGGACGGUGGAAGCUUUUCCAUGCCCAUGUCGCCGUCCAGCUACAUGACAAGUCCUGGCACCUCGUUCUCCCAUGGCGCCAUCAUGCCGAGCUACGAUGUUCUCACGGCGGCCUACCCACAGCCAAGUAUGCCAACGACGACAUACGGCUACUACGCCUCGGGUGCGGAAGCACAACAACCCUUUUAUGGCUACCAAGCCGCACCAGAUCGACAGCCGACAUUGUACAACCAGUCGGCUUCGUACGCCGUGCAACCGAUCCAGCCAUACAGCGAAUACUAUCCGCCGCCACCACCCAGCGUAGCAAUUCUUACCAACCAACUGGCCGACCUGACGAUGGGCGGCGCGGCGCCGAGUGGUGGAGGCGUGGUCUACACCGAGCAGCGCGGUAUCCACAUACGCGAGCUGUCGCGCCGCGCAUCGGACGACCAGGUCCGCAGGAUGAUAUGCGACGCGGCCGGCCGCGAAGCCGCCCUCAUCAACCUCGUCGAGGUGCCGCUUGACAAGGAGGGCAACCCGCGCGGCUACGCGAUCGCGCACUUCCGCAGCGCGGACCUUGCGCGGAGGAUGGUGGAUAAGCUGCACGGAGUUGACUUCAAGGGGAGGAAACUGCAGGUCAAGCUGCUCAAGGAGGGCGAGGCCGUGGGGGUGGGCGGCUGCGGCGCCGUGGCUGGCUCGUCGAGGGGCCACGGCCAUGGGCACCGGAGCGGCAAACACCACAGCUCCAGCACCAGGAGGGACGAGGGGAGGAGGGCCGAGCGAAGGGACAAAGACAGGGAGCGGGGGGUCGACAGGGGCGAGAAGAAGACCUCUUCGUCGUCUUCUGCCAGCAAGGGGGCGCCGCUCGUGGUAGGCGGGGGGUGCUCGGCAGUUGAGGCCUCCUUCUGCUCGUCGUCGUCAUCUUCGUCCAAGGGCAAGGACAAAGGCAAGGAGAAGCACGGCAGCAAGAAGUCCGCUGUCGUCAUUGCGGACGGAAGCUCACGCCGCGCUGACAAGAGCUGA